GGCCAUGGAGGCGGAGCCGUCGAUCUAUCCCAUGGCUGGUGCCGCAGCACCACAGGGCGACAAGGGGCCUCUAGGGAUUCCCGAUGGGUCCGAAGCCCCGCUGGACGAGCUGGUGGGCGCGUACCCCAACUACAAUGAGGAGGAGGAAGAGCGCCGCUACUAUCGCCGCAAGCGCCUGGGCGUGAUCAAGAACGUGCUGGCGGCCAGCGCUGGUGGCGCGCUCACCUACGGUGUCUACCUGGGCCUCCUGCAGAUGCAACUGAUUCUGCACUAUGACGAGACCUACCGCGAGGUCAAGUAUGGGAACAUGGGGCUGCCCGAUAUCGACAGCAAGAUGCUCAUGGGUAUCAACGUGACGCCCAUCGCUGCCCUGCUUUACACACCGGUGCUCAUCAGGUUUUUUGGCACCAAGUGGAUGAUGUUCCUGGCGGUGGGCAUCUAUGCCCUUUUUGUCUCCACCAACUACUGGGAGCGCUACUACACACUCGUACCCUCGGCUGUCACCUUGGGCAUGGCCAUUGUGCCACUUUGGACAUCCAUGGGCAACUACAUCACUAGGAUGGCACAGAAGUAUUACGAGUACUCCCAUUACAAGGAGCAGGAAGAGCAGGAGCCUCAGAAGCGUCCACCACGAGGCUCCCACGCGCCCUAUCUCCUGGUCUUCCAAGUCAUUUUCUACGGCUUCUUCCAUCUAAGUUUCGCUUGUGCCCAGCUGCCCAUGGUCUACUUCCUGAACCACUACCUGUAUGACCUGAACCACACGCUGUACAACGUGCGAAGCUGUGGCACUGACAGCCUCGGCAUCCUCAGAGGCUUCAACAAGACGGUUCUGAGGACGCUGCCGCGGAGCCGGAACCUCAUCAUAGUGGAGAGUGUGCUCAUGGCGGUGGCCUUCUUGGCCAUGCUGCUGGUGCUCGGCCUGUGCGGCGCUGCUUACCGCCCCACGGAGGAGAUCGACUUGCGCAGCGUGGGUUGGGGUAACAUCUUCCAGCUGCCCUUCAAGCACAUGCGUGACUUCCGUCUGCGCCACCUGGUACCAUUCUUCAUCUAUAGCGGCUUCGAGGUGCUCUUCGUCUGCACUGGUCUCGCCCUGGGCUAUGGUGUGUGCUCCAUGGGACUGGAACGUCUAGCGUAUCUCCUGGUGGCAUACAGCUUUGGCGCCUCAGCCUCCUCGGUCCUGGGCCUACUGGGGCUGUGUCUGCCUCGCUCCGUGCCCCUGGUGGCUGGGGCUGGCUUGCACCUGCUGCUCACUCUUGGCCUCUUCUUCUGGGCCCCUGUGCCUCGGGUCCUACAGCACAGCUGGAUUCUCUACAUGGCAGCUGCCCUGUGGGGUGUGGGCAGUGUCCUCAACAAGACCGGGCUCAGCACGCUCCUGGGAAUCCUGUACGAGGACAAGGAGAGGCAGGACUUCAUCUUCACCAUCUACCACUGGUGGCAGGCUGUGGCUAUCUUCGCGGUGUACCUAGGCUCUAGCCUACCCAUGAAGGCCAAGCUGGUAGUGCUGCUGGUGACUCUGGUACUGGCUGUGGCCUCUUACCUGUGGAUGGAGCAGAAGCUGCAGCGAGGGGUGGUCCCGCGCCAGCCGCGCAUCCCUCGGCCCCAGCACAAAGUACAGGGCUACCGCUACCUAGAGGAAGACAACUCGGAUGAGAGCGACGCGGAAGGAGAACGCCUGGGGGACCGCGUGGAGGAGGAGGUGCCGCCCGCGGGGCCCGGAUCUGGCCCCGAGACAGUGGGCCUUUGCCGCAGGCCUUGUCCCUACGAACAGGCGCUGGGAGGAGACGGGCCCGAGGAGCUGUAAGCGACCCCCAAGAACCCUCGGAUUCUGGCUCCAUCUUC
Molecule: messenger RNA, 1839 nt
Organism: Chrysochloris asiatica (Cape golden mole)
Lineage: Eukaryota; Metazoa; Chordata; Mammalia; Afrosoricida; Chrysochloridae
Gene: UNC93B1
Product: unc-93 homolog B1 (C. elegans)
Exons: 11
Coding region: 5-1801 (598 amino acids)
Biological process (GO): intracellular protein transport; toll-like receptor 3 signaling pathway; toll-like receptor 9 signaling pathway
Cellular component (GO): lysosome; endosome
Molecular function (GO): Toll-like receptor binding
Source: RefSeq, a predicted model, not a curated record